UUUGUUUUUGUUGAUGCUGGUUACAUAAAUCAAAUAAUUUACUAUCUUUAGCCUUGGAUAUAUGUUUCUUAUUCAGUCUAUUUCCACAUUCAUCCAACUGGAUUGUCCGUAAAACUGUCCAAAAACUCGGAUUAGUUGUUCCAACUAAUUUUUUGAAUGAACUAUUCCACCAGUGGCGUAUUUACGAGGGUAGGGGUCCCGGGUCUCAACCCCCCCAGAAAAAAAUGUAAAAAGUCAAAAAAAACUUGGUACGUAGGUACCGAGAAAGAGAAUAUUAAUUUUAUAUUAUGGGUUUUUACUUUGGUUUAACUUUUGGUUAUUUUUGUCACGUCGUCGCCGUCCGACGACAACAAUUACGACGAAAACGAUUCCGACGACGAUAACGAUGUAACAUAAUAAUAAUUAUUAUAUGAUUAUAUUAGUAGGUACGCCGACUGUUAUCGACAAAUUAUAGUAGGCAUCUGGCAUUCUGUGUAGUGCGUUCGUUCGGUCUUAAUAAUUUGCAAUUUGUUAUACGGCAUUGACAUAAAAUUUGUUUAAUUCGCUACAUGAAUACCGAAACACUUAACAAGACAGUAAGGACGCCUAUAUGAAAAUUUUAAUGAAAAUUAUCCUGUAAGAUUUUCUGAUAUGAACAAGAAAUUUACAUUUGAACAAAAGCAGUAUAUUUUAAAAUUAGGACCAUGCCAACCAAGUGCUCAAGAGAUGCAAGAGAUCCUUAUAAACUAUUUUUCUGAUUUGGAAAAAACAUGUCAUUUGCCUAAGCACCUUCAUAAGACUGAUCUAAUAUCUUAUGAUGGUGACAGUAAUGAUGUUAAUUCGGAUUCUGGGGAAGAAGAAGCUAUUAGCUUACCUAGCAACUCCAUGAAUAUUAGUUCACUAUUAUAUAUAUUUCAAUUGUUUACGCAUUCAAGCAUAAAAUAUGUACUACCAAAUAUUUAUAUAUUAGUGAAAAUUGGAGUAAUAUUGCCAGUUUCAAGUGCUACUACCAAACGAAGUUUUUAAAAAUUAAAAUUAAUUAAGACAAGAUUGCGAUUCACAAUGGUAGAGGCAUGAUUAGAAAGAUUGAUGCGCAUAGCUUGUGAACAAGAUAUAACAAUUAACAAAGAAAAUGUAAUAAAUACAUUUGCAAACAACAGCUAUCAAUUAAUGCAUUUAUUAAUUUAGAUGAUAUACAGAGUGAUUGAUUUUACGUAGAACACUCAUUAUUUCGCAAAUCAA
Molecule: messenger RNA, 1221 nt
Organism: Sipha flava (yellow sugarcane aphid)
Lineage: Eukaryota; Metazoa; Arthropoda; Insecta; Hemiptera; Aphididae
Exons: 2
Coding region: 631-1005 (124 amino acids)
Source: RefSeq, a predicted model, not a curated record